Messenger RNA from Uranotaenia lowii, 1095 nucleotides. RefSeq names its product myosin regulatory light chain 2 (gene Mlc2). Lineage: Eukaryota; Metazoa; Arthropoda; Insecta; Diptera; Culicidae. Gene Ontology annotation, biological process: locomotion; post-embryonic development. Bases 152 to 769 code for a protein of 205 amino acids. The record is from RefSeq and is a predicted model, not a curated record. Gene Ontology annotation, cellular component: myosin II complex; cytoplasm. Gene Ontology annotation, molecular function: myosin heavy chain binding; calcium ion binding. The transcript has 3 exons.
CCAAGAUCUGGCCAUCUCUCGGGACACCCGAGGCAGCUGUACUUAUCAGGCCCGAUAGUCAACGAUAGUCAGUCGCUCAGGGGCUUCAGUCAAGUCAAGUCGCUUCUAGUCUAAGGACAACACCCCCCUUAACACACAACCACACAUCACCAUGUCUGAGAAGAAGGAAAAGAAGACCAAGAAGAAGGCCGCAAAGGACGAGACCCCAGCUGAUACCCCAGCCCCAGAGACUCCGGCGUCCGGAGAUUCCGGCUCCCGAGGAUCCACCCGCGGCUCGUCCUCCCGCAAGGCCAAGAAGGCCCCAUCCUCGGUCUUCGUCCUCUUCUCCCAGAAGCAGAUCGCCGAAUUCAAGGAGGCCUUCCAGCUGAUGGACAAUGACAAAGACGGUGUGAUUGGCAAGAACGACCUGCGCUCGACCUUCGAUGCCCUCGGCAAGCUGGUGUCCGAUAAGGAACUGGAUGAGAUGCUCGGUGAAGCCACCGGCCCACUCAACUUCACCCAGCUGCUGACCCUGUUCGCCAACCGCAUGUCCGGUGGAGGUUCCGAUGACGACGAUGUCGUCAUCAACGCCUUCAAGGCCUUCGACAUGAACGGCAAGAUCGACGGCGAGCGAUUCCGCUACGCCCUGACCCACUGGGGACAGGAGAAGUUCACCGAGGAUGAGGUUGACGAUGCCUUCGACCAGAUGAUCAUCGACGAUAAGGGCUUCAUCGAUACCGCUGCCCUGAUCGCCCUGCUCACCGGCUCCGAAGAAGCAGAGGAAGAAUAAAAAGCUAAUCCCGACCACCAAAAAAAACCUCUAUUCUAUUUAUUUAACAUCUUUUUUAAUAACAACAACAACAAUACUUGUCAAAACAACAUCAAAACAGAGAGAACAAGCAGUGACAACACAACAACAACAACAAUACGGAGAACAUCUUCAUGUAAUCACAAUUCCAUUUGCUUACGUCAUCUGAUUCUAAAUUAUUACUUUUAUUUUCUUAUGAUAAGACAUGAAUUUUUAAGCUGUAAGGACAAUAAAGUUAUAUAUUAAAAAAAAAGCAGAAAAACUACUAUGCAAAAAAAACCGCAAUAAAAAGCCAAAAAAAUUGUAAA